Aspergillus terreus NIH2624 is the source of this 1899-nucleotide messenger RNA. Its product is annotated as putative ubiquitin C-terminal hydrolase. Gene Ontology annotation, cellular component: nucleus; cytosol. Gene Ontology annotation, biological process: protein deubiquitination. NCBI's taxonomy places the organism in Eukaryota, Fungi, Ascomycota, Eurotiomycetes, Eurotiales, Aspergillaceae. The transcript has a single exon. The coding region runs from base 1 to 1899 and encodes 632 amino acids. The record is from RefSeq and is a predicted model, not a curated record. Gene Ontology annotation, molecular function: cysteine-type endopeptidase activity; cysteine-type deubiquitinase activity.
AUGCCAGAAAAACCAACCACGGUCGCCGCGUAUGCGGCCGGCGCCUCCCUCGCCGCGGUCGCCCUCUUCUACGUCUUCGGCCCCAACUACACCAUUGACAGCGACGAGGCUGGCGACAGCAACCGCAAGAAGAGCAUUGUGGGCCUGGCCAAUACCGCCAAUGACUGCUUCAUCAACUCGGUUCUACAGGCGCUUGCUGGCCUGGGCGAACUGCGUGUUUAUUUGAUCCGGGAGCUUCACCGGCGCCAGCUGGAUGGCCCGGAGGUGUAUAAUGUGCUCCCUGAUGUGAGCGAAAUGCGCCGCGGGGACAAGCCCGACCGCAUCCGCGAGCUGCAGCAGGGUACGAUCACAAGAGCAUUAAAGGAGAUGCUGGAUCGGCUGAACGAACGGCCCAUCUAUAAGAAGACUAUCUCGGCCCGUGGGUUCAUACAAGCGCUUGAGUAUGCCUUCCGCACACGAAUCAGCCGCAACCAACAGGACGCGCAGGAGUUCCUGCAGAUUGUGGCAGAGCGUCUCUGUGAUGAAUACCAUGCUGGUGUCAAGGCGCGACAACGGGCCCCAAACGCAAUUGAGAUGCCCGCAGGGCCGGGCACGGUUGAGGUUGAGAACGGUACACCGGCUGAGAAGAGCCACGCCGAGGUGGAAGUUCGCAUCGACGAUGGGUCGGAGAACGGCCUUCCCGCUAUCAUAGACACCAAGCUCAAGGAAAUCGACAACGAAUACGGCUUCCCGUUUGAAGGCAAACUAGAGUCGCAGAUCGAAUGCCAGUUUUGCCACUAUCAGUAUAAACCGAAUCAGACGUCGUUUGUCAACCUGACCCUGCAGGUCCCUCAGAAGAGCUCCACCACUCUCAACGCCUGCUUUGAUGGGCUUCUCAAAACGGAGUAUAUUGAGGACUUCCGGUGCGACAGAUGUCGCUUACAGCAUGCGCUCGACACGAAGACACAAGAUUUGUCGCACGCCCGUAGUGGAAGGGAGCGGCAGGUCCUGGAGGCCGAAAUCGAUAAGAUCCAGAACGCUUUGUCAACGGACCCGGAACAGACGCUGGAAGACGUCACCUUGCCUCCCGCGGAGCUUGCGCCCAAGCGGAAAAUUGCACGGCAUAUGCGCAUCACGGUCUUUCCCAGAAUCAUCGCGAUUCAUCUGUCGCGGUCUAUCUUCGACCAGAGCAGCUCAACCAAGAACGCUGCCAAAGUCGCCUUCCCGGAGAGGCUCCCCCUGGGCGGCAUUCUGACGCAGAAGUGGUUCAAGCUUCUGGCGGUCGUCUGUCACAAGGGCAGUCACCACAGCGGACACUACGAGUCUUUCCGCCGAAACAACCUCUACCCACCGUUCUCAACACCUGAUGUUUUCAGCUCUUACGCCCAGAGCCGCGCCGCGAGCACAAACGUAUCCACGGCUCCCAGCCCUCGCCUCGGCACCCGCAGUGUCCCUGAUACCGAGCCUCCGCCACUUAACAUUUCGACCUCGACAUCAUCCCCUUCUCUGUCGUCCCUCUCCUCUCCCGCACCGUCCCGAUCAGCUUCGCUCAAAAAUAUCGCCAAGGCAGGAUCCCAAUUAAUUACGCCGUCCUCUCCGGCGGCGAGACCCAGCACGUCGAGUUCGCGCGUUUCAUUCCAAAGCAACCGGUCCAAGUCGACGACUCACCUGGGGCCCUCGUCGGAACCGCAGAGUCCAGCUACAGAGGGAGGCGGACGGUUAAGCAAGUCGGCAUCGAGGACCUCUUUCAUGGGAGCCGAUUCGACCACUGGAUCUCGCCUGCGUCGUCGUCGCAAGGCCAACGAUCGUUGGUGGCGAAUCUCAGACGAGAAGGUUAAGGAGUGCAAGACUUCAGAUGUGCUUGGGAUGCAGAAGGAGGUGUAUCUUUUGUUUUACGAGUUGGAGAAGCCGGGACAGUGA